Molecule: messenger RNA, 1858 nt
Organism: Arabidopsis lyrata subsp. lyrata
Lineage: Eukaryota; Viridiplantae; Streptophyta; Magnoliopsida; Brassicales; Brassicaceae
Product: snRNA-activating protein complex subunit
Exons: 11
Coding region: 339-1727 (462 amino acids)
Biological process (GO): snRNA transcription by RNA polymerase III; snRNA transcription by RNA polymerase II
Cellular component (GO): snRNA-activating protein complex
Molecular function (GO): core promoter sequence-specific DNA binding; bent DNA binding; RNA polymerase II cis-regulatory region sequence-specific DNA binding
Source: RefSeq, a predicted model, not a curated record
ACUCUUCUUCUUCUUCUUCUUCUUCUUCUUCCCCACGACGACGACGAGCUCCUUCGAUUGAUGACUGCAAUAAUCCUCAAUCGCAUCGCAUAAAGCUAAACCCCAAUCCUUUCUCCUUCUGAAACCCUAAUUUAGCGUUUCCUGAAGUCGCAAAAUUGAGUUUUGUUUUUUCAAAAAUCGAAACCUAAAAUCUCAAUUCUGUGGGAAAUUUCAAAGACUCAUCAAAUUCUCUUUUCACUGUCAUCUUCGUCUACUCUCUAUUCGACCCAAGACUGUAGUACAUUUGGUGCUAUCAGAGAGAGAGAGAGACAGAGAUAGUGAAGAAAAACAUAGCAAAAAUGGAGAGUGAUAGUGAUAGCGAGAGCGAGGGAGAGAGCAGUGAACAUAAGACCACUACUUCAGUGGUACCCAGAGGUGGCCCAAUUUAUCUGCCAAACAUGGUUGGAAAUAUUUCUACCGUCCCUGAAUUCAAGUCUUCAUUUCUCAAUGUACUACAGGAUUUGGAAACUCAUUUAUCUCUGGAGUUUACUUCCUCUUCUCACCAAUUUGAUGUCUCAACUGAUAGUCUCAAGAUUUAUACAGAGGAGGAACUCACAGAGAUGGCUAUGAAGGAAGCCUUUCCGGAAGAUAACGUUUCCCAAAAGGAUCUCGAACAAUCUUUAGACGCUUCUCAUCAUGAAAAUCCAUCAGCUGGGAGGGCAAAGAGGAAGAGGACAGUAAAUAAUACUGAGGUAAAGAAGAGGACAGAAAAGAAGACUGAGUUAAAGAAGAGGACAGAAAAGAAGACUGGGGAAGCUUAUCUUGCCAAAGUCGAGCAGCUUGCUAAACUCAAACAAAAGCAGGAGGAGGAUAAAGCAGCUGUGACACUGCACUGCUUCAGCAAGACUUGUGAGACUGGUAAAGAUGUAGCUGCACCUCCAGAAGGCUUUGAGCAGAUGCAAUCUCUUAGGUUCAUAGAUAAUAAUUACACGCAGGUGAAGCCAUCGGACAUCCAGGGACAAGUGGAUCCGCUAUUUCCUGAAGUCAUUUUGUGUCUUGAGAUUUAUAACAGUCGCAAGGUUAAGACCCAAGAAUUUUUGGUUCUAGGACGUCAAAUGUUGACUGAAUUGAAGGACAACAUUCACUGUGCUACAGACCAGGUGAUGAAAAAGGCUGGGAAGUAUGAUCCCUCUGGAUACUUCCUCAUAGAAGAUGUCUUUCACAAUGAUUUAAGGAAUCCCUCGGCUAAAGAUUACAGCUAUCCUAUUUUAGAUUGGCUUUGGAACUCGAAAGAUGAGGCUCUUAAAAAAUGGGAAUGCGUUUUAACCGGCGAAUUACAUAAAAAGCAGAAACUGGUUCUAGGUGAAGCGAAAUCUGUGGAUUUACCUCGUUACCGAACUGCAGACAUGCAGAGUACACGCUUCUGUGAUAUAAGAUUCAGAGUCGGAGCUAAUUAUCUCUAUUGUCAUCAGGGAGAUUGCAAGCACACGAUUGUGAUUCGGGACAUGAGGCUGAGUCAUCCAGAGGACGUUCAGAGUAGAGCGGCUUACCCGAUCAUGUUUCGGCCUAAACGUAGGCUUCAGAAAUGCGGUGUUUGCAAGAUAAAGAGAGCUUCAAAGGUUGCAGUGGAUGACAAGUGGGCCAACGAGAACACUUGCUAUUUCUGUGAUGUUUGUUUUGAGCUUCUACACUCAGAGGAAGGCCCACUUAACCGUGACUUCCCAGUGUAUGAUUAUGUGUAUGACUGAAGAUGAUCUUCUUGUUGCAUAAUAUAUAGAUAGAAAGAAUACGAAGAAAUUGUUGUCGUUGCAAGAAGAAGACAUGAUGAAUCUCGUCUUCUAAAAUUAGAAAAAGGAAAAAAAAAUCUAUUUUGAAAAAA